Coccidioides immitis RS is the source of this 2856-nucleotide messenger RNA. Its product is annotated as eukaryotic translation initiation factor 2A. NCBI's taxonomy places the organism in Eukaryota, Fungi, Ascomycota, Eurotiomycetes, Onygenales, Onygenaceae. The transcript is spliced from 6 exons. Gene Ontology annotation, biological process: translational initiation. Gene Ontology annotation, molecular function: tRNA binding; mRNA binding; protein binding. The coding region runs from base 1 to 2163 and encodes 720 amino acids. Gene Ontology annotation, cellular component: cytosolic small ribosomal subunit. The record is from RefSeq and is a predicted model, not a curated record.
AUGGCAGCCCCAACUCAGCUUGCUUAUCGAACCCUUAAGGGAAUUGGCAUCUUGGAUGCGGCCCCCGUCUAUGAACCAUUGCCGGGCUUUACGAGACCAGAAGGGAAUCUACGCUGCUGCACUUACUCCCCGUGUGGCCGGUAUUUUGCAUGGGCUUCCCCCGAAGGGGUUUCCAUAAUCGACCCAUCCGUUGGCCAUCUCAUUGCUACGCUUCCGGCCGAGAACGUCUAUGAACUCGGGUUCUCCCCGUUGGGAACGUUCGUGAUCACCUGGCAGCGCCCGUCAAAGGACGAGAACGGCGAUGCAGUGAGGAAUCUGAAGGUUUGGAGGGUGGUGGAAGGCCCGCCUAGUGAUAACGGAGAUGAACCCCCUCGUGUGCCGACCGGAAGCUUUGUUCAAAAGUCGCAGACCGGGUGGAAUCUACAGUAUACUGCCGAUGAGAAGUACUGUGCCCGCGUUGUCACCAAUGAGGUCCAGUUCUACCAGAGCGGAAACCUGACGACAGUGUGGAACAAAUUGCGGGUUGAGGGAGUUGUUGACUUUGCUAUCUCGCCGGGCCAGAACCACACAGUCGCAGUCUUCAUCCCAGAGCGCAAGGGCCAACCAGCUUCGGUCAAGGUUUUCAACGUGCCGCAGUUCAACCUACCGCUUUCGCAAAAGAAUUUCUUCAAGGGCGACAAGGUUCAGAUGAAGUGGAACAAGUCUGGAACCACCUUGAUUGUGUUGGCACAGACCGAAGUCGAUAAGACCGGGAAGAGUUAUUAUGGAGAGACUACCCUCUACCUCCUAAGCACGAAUGGAUUUGACUCGAGAAUCGAUCUUGACAAGGAGGGCCCUAUCCACGAUGUCACCUGGUCUCCUAAUUCCAAAGAAUUCGGUGUCGUCUAUGGCUACAUGCCAGCGAAGACUACUGUCUUUAAUUCUCGAGGAGCUGCCACCCACUCCUUCCCCCUCGCGCCCCGAAACACGAUAGUUUUCUCUCCUCAUGGCCGGUUUGUGAUUGUCGCAGGAUUUGGCAAUCUUGCCGGCCAGAUGGAUAUCUACGAUCUGGAGAAGAAUUACACGAAAGUUGCUACCGUCGAAGCCUCUAAUGCAAGCGUGUGCGAAUGGAGUCCCGACGGUAAACACAUCUUAACUGCAACUACAAGUCCUAGACUCCGUGUCGACAAUGGGGUGCGAAUCUGGCACGUGGGAGGUGGAUUGAUGUACAACGAGGAUAUGAAUGAGCUUUAUGACGUUCACUGGCGUCCCCAGUCCUCCGUUAGCCAUCCCCUGGAGAACCCACUGCACCCGAUGCCGAAUCCUCAUCCGUCUGCGUUAGCCUACCUUGCAAAUAAGAAGACGCCCUCCAAGCCUGUGGGCGCCUAUCGACCUCCGGGUGCUCGAGGCCAGAGUGCUCCAAUGACCUUUCGCCGGGAGGACGAGGGUGGAGCAGCAUUUAUUCGGGACGAGCGCCCAAAUGCUUUCGGGCCCAGCGCGAAUGCUUUUGGCAAGCCUAGACGUCGUGUUGUCCCAGGCGCUGAGCCGAUGGACGAGUUUCUUCCUCCUGGAGCCGCUCCAGGAGGCGGUGUAGCUCUGCCACCUGGCGCGCAGGCUGACGAAAAGUUGUCAAAAUCUGCCGCCAAGAACAAGAAGAAGCGCGAAGCGAAGAAAGCCAAAGAGAACGCCGAAAAGGCCCAGAACCUUUCGGUCGAGAAUGGUGGUUCUGGUGAACAAUCUCCUGCCGGAGUUAACGCAGAUCGCCGUGAAAAGCGAGCCCACUCCCGUAGCCGAUCGCGGGGCAAUCUAGAUCCCAACGCGCAUGGUCGACAGAAUCGUGAUCGUAGCCGCAGCAGCCAUCGUCGCCAGCGUAGUGAUGCCCACGGUAAAGGCAAUAACAACGCAGCUCAGGGUAGACCUAACGGUAAAGCGAAAGCCGGCCAGCCACCGAAUGGAGCGUUAGCUGCUCCCGUUCCUGAUGUUACGGUGACGUCUCCUACUACCGGAAACGCAUCGACUCCUCAGGAGAAGAAGAUCCGCGGCCUGUUGAAGAAGAUGCGGGCGAUUGAUGAGCUUAAGAUGCGUCUGGCCGGUGGAGAGAAGCUGGAGGACACGCAGAUGAAGAAGAUCAAGACAGAGGAAUCUGUGCGCAAGGAAUUGGAGGCUCUUGGUUGGAGUGGGUAGUUUUGAUGAUCGUUGGAGAAUUACUAUCUACAUUUACACAUUUUGGACACCAAUGUUUUCAGAUAUAUACUGUCAAGUUUACUCCAGACAAAUGUGCCCCAGAAAACGGUGGUAAUUAACCAUCGAGCAGGGAAUCUGGGUCAAGGAACUCCGUACAGGAGAUAUUUAGGUAGAUCAUAAAUUGGAAACCGUUGAUUAACUGACAGUGCGAAGCCCGUCGACUUGCACUUGGGGCCCAUCCGCUUUCUCCGGCCUGUCAGGCCACCCUGCCUACCAACUCGCCGAUACUUGCUCGCCCAGCAUUAUGAUCAAAUUAUCAAUCAUCAAAUCAUCGCGGCCCCUUCGGCUGGCUGGCUGUUGCUGUCCCCCUGAGCGCCCCCAGCCAAUCACCGUGCGCCGGCGGUGGGUAAGCGCUGCGACACAAGAUGAAUCAACGCCGCCGCAGCAAAGUGGACUGCGCUGUUACACCCGAUGCUGCACGUUCGACGGUGCGAGCGGCCGUGUCCGUGUUGAACCUGGCUGGCCCGGUUGGCAACGACGAGCCUUCAUUGGCCCAGCAACCCCCGGGUGUUCUAUCAAAUCCCAUCACACCCUCGCGCAGCGCAUGCAGAAUAGGCCAAAUACCCGCCGCACCUUUCUCUCUUUUUAUUUGCCUUUCUUGCUGAUAAUGUCCAUCUCGAAAUAAACUGUCAG